GUCUAUAAUUUACUAAGCCUUUUCUGUUUUAUUUCUUUGCAGUUAUCAAGGAACGCUACCCUUGCAUUAUGCCAAGAGGAAAAUGAAAAGAUUGAUAUGAAAGAUUUCGAGUUUGCAACUGGAAUAACACUGACAGAAGAUCCUACCCGUGUUCAUGGCAACUUUGUUCAAAUUAUUGCAGCACACAAGUUUCUUGAUGAGAUGUUUCCAUCAGCAACAUCUCAAGUUGUGGUUUCAAAGCAAACCCCCACUCAUAAAAACACAAAAGAUUUGGACAAAAUGGAAGAGAUGAGUGGCAUUCAGUUCAGGGCAGCCAUGCAUUUGAUUGGAGCAUCUGAAGUAGAAAAAGCAGUUUCAGAGAAACAUGGUAGUGCAGAACAAAUUUCUGUGUUAUUUCAUGACAACACUGGCGCAAAUCAGUUAAAACAGCGAAUACUUGGUUUUAAUACUGAAACUGUUGAAAUACAUGGGAAAAUUGAUACAAACAAGGACAUGGUGGUUAAUAAUCCACUUGAACACUCAUCUACACCCGAGCAAAGGAUAGAUCAACCAGAUAAUCAGGUAUUCAAAGUCGGUUCUGUCAGCGCCCUUGUUUACUCAGCAGACAUAACAACACUGAAGGUUGAUGCAAUUGUCAAUGCUGCAAACGGCAAUCUGAGUCAUGGAAGUGGAGUUGCCAGAGCUAUACGUGAUGCUGCUGGGGAUGCUUUAGAUGAUGAAGGAAGACGGUAUGUUCACAACAAUGGCCCCAUCCCUGUAUCUGGUGUGGUAAGAACAACAGCAGGCAGAAUGCCAUGUAGGAUGGUACUUCAUGCAGUGGGACCAGCCUGGUAUGACUAUAAGGAUUAUGACAAGAGGAGGUGUGAAGAUGACCUGUGCAAGACCAUCCUGCGAUGCCUUAUUGAAGCUACUAAUGCAGGAGCUGCCAUAGUGGCAAUACCAGCAAUAAGUUCAGGUAUAUUUCGUGUACCAAAGCAAAAGUGUUGUGAUGCCUAUGUAAGAGCAACAAAACUAUUUGGUAUGUGGACGGGCAGCAAGAAAUGUUUGAUAGAAGUUCACUAUGUUGAUAAGAGUGAAAGCAUGCUUCAAAUGAUAGCCACAACAUUCUCACAAUCCAAGCAUUCAAUGAUCACACCAAAACCUGAUGAGGAAAGAUUUAUGAAAGAAUACAUGCAACAAGGAGUUCGUCAGCGUAGUAGAAGCAGAGGCAGACAAACUUCAUCUAGCCCACAAGGAGGUCAAACGACUCAUGAAUCACAUGCUGUUUCUGCUGUCGAAGCAUCCUACACAUACAGUGUUGAUGGAAAAGGAGUGGUGAAGUUGUACACAGGAGAUAUAGUGAAAACCAGUGCUGAUGCUCUUGUCACCUGGGAAAACACUGCCAUCCAGCCAAUUACCGGUGCCUCCAAAGCUGUCAGAGAAGCAACAGGACACAUAAAAUUACAGGGCAUGCAGAAAGAUUUGUUGAGUGUUAGUAGUACUCAUGCAGGAAAUAUGAGAGAUAAAAAACAUAUCAUUCAUGCCAUUGUGCCUGUUUCCUCCUUCUCACUGCAUGAUCUAAAAACACUUCUGAAAAGAAUAUUGCAAACGUCAUGUGGAACUGAUGCUUCAGCUGCACUUACUCCAUUGACUUUCAACCAAGUUAACCUUGAAGAUUUUGCCAAAGCCUUCUGUAACAUUACAAGAGAAGUUAUGAAGGAAAGCAGAGUACCUGAAAUCCAUCUGAUCGAGAAAAUCCAAAGGUUAUAGCCAAACUCAAGGGAGUGUUUGAUUCCCAUCUGACCCUGGAAUCAGGAGAGGAUACCAUGGACAUAGAUGUGGCUGGAGCUACAGGAGGGAGAAGGAGUGUUCAAUCUGCAAGGACUCCUGCAAGGAUCCCAAAACCCUGAAGUGUGGGCACAGGUUCUGCAGUGAAUGUAUCGAUCACUACUUCAACAAUUACAAGCCUGUGUGUCCAAAUUGUGGUGCCAUUUAUGGACCAGUGUCAGGGAACAUGCCAGAAGGCAAAAUGUCUGUGUAUGUGAAUGCUUUCAGUCAUCUCCCAGGACAUCCAUCAUGAUGGAACCAUUACUAUCACAUACAACAUACCAGGUGGAAUUCAAAAGUAAGAAGAACACCCAAACCCAGGCAAACCAUACAGAGGGGCUUAUUGGACUGCCUAUCUUCCAGAUUCAUGGGAAGGGAAAAAAGUUCUUCGCCUGUUGAAAGUGGCAUUUGACAGACGAUUGACAUUUACUGUUGGCAGAUCUGUCACAACUGGUGCUGAGAAUAAAGUUACAUGGAAUGAUAUCCACCACAAAACUUCAUAUUCUGGAAAUUUUGGCUACCCUGACCCUGGUUACUUGAAGAGAGUCCAGGAGGAGCUUGCUGCUAAAGGGGUGACUGAAGCAGACAUUGACUGGAGCACACCAGUGUGAGGGUUCUAUAUACCCUUCACAAUGAUAUUUCUGAUACCUUUCAGCAUGUUUCCACUAUGGGAAGUCAGUUUAAGUGCUAUGAUGUUGCAAGAGUGUUGCCAAAAGCAGUAUAUAUAAUGUCUUUGUUAUUCACUCAUUCAUUUAUAUGUUUUAGGGCAAUUACUACUUUUGACCUUAUUCAUUCAUCAAUAUUAUCUCUUGUACUACCUUUCAGUUUCAUUACUUUAUACUAUUGAUAUUAUUGCAUAAAAACCUGUACAGAUGAGAACGACAAACAAAAUUGAUAUGUAGCUGUGCAUAAUGACAAAAGACUGCAGAUCAAUGAACAUGUAUUUAUUUGUCUCAGUGCUAGACUGACAUCAACAUAGGUGGACGGAUAUCCCAGAUAACAUUUUUUGUAAAGUAUGCAGACAGAUAUCCGACAUUGUGGUAUCUGAUAGCUUGUGUAAAACAGACAGACAGAUAUUCUACAGUAUGUUAUUUGCAUGCAUGUGCAAAGUAGGCAAACAGAUAUCCUACAGUAUGUUAUUUGAUAGGAUGUGUUAAGUAUGCAGACAGAUAUCCCACAGUAUGUAAUCUAAAAGCAUGUGCAAAAUAGGCAGACAGAUAUCCCACAGUAUGUUAUCAGAUAUCAUGUGCAAAAUAGGCAGACAUAUAUCCCACAGUAUUUUAUCUGAUAGCAUGUGUAAAAUAGGCAGACAUAUAUCCUACAGUAUGUUAUCUGAUAGCAUGUGUUUAAUUGGCAGACAUAUAUCCCACAGUAUGUUAUCUGA
This is a messenger RNA of Haliotis rubra (blacklip abalone), 3190 nucleotides long. Its product is annotated as protein mono-ADP-ribosyltransferase PARP14-like. Gene Ontology annotation, biological process: negative regulation of gene expression. Gene Ontology annotation, cellular component: nucleus; cytoplasm. NCBI's taxonomy places the organism in Eukaryota, Metazoa, Mollusca, Gastropoda, Lepetellida, Haliotidae. Bases 97 to 1749 code for a protein of 550 amino acids. The record is from RefSeq and is a predicted model, not a curated record. The transcript has 5 exons. Gene Ontology annotation, molecular function: transcription corepressor activity.